Molecule: messenger RNA, 1739 nt
Organism: Salvia splendens (bonfire salvia)
Lineage: Eukaryota; Viridiplantae; Streptophyta; Magnoliopsida; Lamiales; Lamiaceae
Product: protein Brevis radix-like 1
Exons: 8
Coding region: 477-1481 (334 amino acids)
Source: RefSeq, a predicted model, not a curated record
UCCCGUCUCUUUCCUCGUCGCCUCCGUUCCACUUUUCUCCCAUUUAUAUUUUCUAAAUCUCUCUCUCUCUCUCUCAUGCGAUUGUGAGAGAUCGUCGGAAAUAUAGCUACCUUUGAAGAUAUUAUAGCUGCGAAAUAUAUACGGAGAUUUGAGAAUGCGAGUAUUUUCCAGUGUCGACGGAGAUUCGAUUUGAUCAUUUCUGAAAAGUGUUUGAAAUCGGUGCUUCAAAUAGGAAAAAAGGCGUUUCUCGAUUUGUCUAGAAGCUGGUGAAGAAUGAGAGUGUUUUCCACUGAGAUUCGAUCAUUUCUGAGAAAUUAAAGCCUUUGCAAACACGGUUUUCGAAUUGAGAAGGCUUUUCCACAGAUUCAGUCUCGAGUAAAUUAGAGGUACUAUUCUCAAGAAAAAUCAUUUAAAAAACUAAUUUGUUUCAAAUGCUCCAAAGAUUGUGUUGAGCAUGGAAAAGUAAAAAAAUAAAAAUGUUGACAUGCAUAACUUGCUCGAAACAAAGAGUGGAAGACGAAGAAGAUGCCCCGCGUGGGACUCCCAAUACAAAAGACGCCGUCAAAAGCGUCGCCAACCAGAUCAAGGACAUGGCACUAAAAGUAUCAGGAACAAGCAAAGGAAAACCAUGUGGGACAAGCAGCAGCUUCAAGGUAGGACAAAGAUCAUAUCCCGAAUUCGAAACAUCAUCGGAGGGAGUCCCUUAUCCCUACUUCCAACCCGGAAGCUCGAGCACGCCAGCCUGGCACUUCAUGAACGCCGGGGGUGGCAGUGCCGCCCCCCGCGACUCUGCAUACACAGCCUUCGGUGGCGAUGACAUGACCCCGAACCGCAUCUCAUCCCGGUUCGACGACAUGGGGCUGGGAGAGGAAGACGGCCCCAAGGAAUGGAUGGCACAGGUCGAGCCUGGCGUCCAAAUCACCUUCGUCACCCUCCCCCGCGGUGGGAAUGACCUCAAACGCAUCCGUUUCAGCCGGGAGAUGUUCGACAAGUCCCAAGCUCAGAGGUGGUGGAGUGAGAACUUUGACAGAAUAAUGGAGCUAUACAAUGUCCAGAAAUUCAACCAGCAGGCAUUGAACACUCCAGGCAGAUCUGAGUGUGGAAGAGAUUCAACUUACUCGAGGCUAGGAUCAGUGAGAGAGAGCCCGCGAAUGACUUCAGCAUCAAUGAACAGAGAGUGGCAGCCGAGGUACAGCAACUACUACAACGGUGGAGGGCAGAGCUCAUACGCGAUGGAGGGGUCGCGGGACACCACAGCGUCCCGGGACGAGGAUGCAGUCUCCAUCAGCAAUGCUAGUGAAGUUGAAGGAGAGUGGAUCGAGGAAGACGAACCGGGCGUAUACAUCACCAUCAGACAGCUUGUUGAUGGUACGAGGGAGCUUCGUCGUGUCAGAUUCAGUCGGGAGCGAUUUGGGGAGGUGCAUGCUAAGCAAUGGUGGGACACUAAUAGGGAUAGGAUACAAGCUCAAUAUCUUUCCUAGAAGAUGAGGAUGAUGAAUGGUGCAUUGCAGUUGAUGAUGGUUCGAGAUUUGACUCAAGAAAUCAUCCAUUUUGAUUAUAGUUCUAACUAUAGAAAGUUUGAAAAUUACAAAAUGAUCUUGUUUUAAGAUUUCAGUCUCUUUUAUAUGGCUUUGUAGUAGCUGCUUUAAGGCAUAUACCAUGUUUCAUGAAAAUUAUAUUUAAGGUAUGUUUCUUUCCAUAUCUUGGUUCACUAUUCAAUGGUAUUUACUCAUUCAUUA